Molecule: messenger RNA, 894 nt
Organism: Exophiala mesophila
Lineage: Eukaryota; Fungi; Ascomycota; Eurotiomycetes; Chaetothyriales; Herpotrichiellaceae
Exons: 1
Coding region: 1-894 (297 amino acids)
Source: RefSeq, a predicted model, not a curated record
AUGUCGUUGCCGUCGCGAUCACCGCCAAGUUUUUUGCCGACCGGAAGCGGAAGCGACUCACCAAUUGACCAUGAAGCUACGGUGAGGAUGGCAUCCAGUGCACCGGGUCUAGAAUUACUGGAUAUGGACGAAUUUCUUGACGCUUAUCGACGAUUCGUGGGUGAUGGGGAUGAGGAUACACUCGUGGGAACCGGGCUAGAUGAUGGCUCUGACUGGAGAUCAGCAACGCCAAUCCCUUAUAUCACCGAUUUCACCGAUAACGAAGACUUCCCAGGUGGUCCCGUGUUGGAGUUUCGCGUGUACCAGCAGCGUGCAGCAUCUCUUUUGCGGAUCAGCCUCCGGCUAUGCUGUAUGGACAAUUUGGCUGAUAUGGUGGAGGGUGGGCCCGAGGAUUGGUGGAGAAUCAGUCGGCAGUUGGCCAUCUACACAUACCAAGCGCUGUCGUUUCUGGAGGCCAUGGGUGAAAGUCACGACAUGAUCAUACGAAUGUAUGCACGCGCACUCUUCAUCCGCGAUCUUUAUGGGUCCGGUCCGACUGUCAACCUAUUGGAGCAGACGGACCGACUUGUAAACGCCUGCUAUCUGUUCGCCCGUGCGUCCGACGACAUUUCCCAGGUCUUGACCGAGAGUGACAUCGACACCGUCGAGCGGCUCCAGUGGGGAUUUGCUAGGAUUGCUCUGCGCACAGUCAGUGCUCUGAACCAACGCGGAGUGCCUCCAAAUGUGCUAAAUAAUGCUAUAGCAUAUCGGUGGAUGGGGUUAGAUCGUGCAGAGGCGCUCGAUAUGGCGCGUCAGAUUGAAUUGGUGAGGUUGAGGCUGGAUGAUGUGUUGCCUGGUGUCGAUGCUCAAACGCCUCAAGGUUUAACAGCGUUCGGGUGGUCAAGAAAUGAUUAG